CCUACAGCAGUCAGUUCUCCUCUGGUCUGGCCAGCAUGAGUUUCACGGUAGAGCACCACUUCUUCGGUCCGGCCUCGUACCGCAAGGCUCGGCCUGCCUCCGCCUCCUCCAGCGGAUUUCACUCCCAGCGCCGCCGUCUCACCUACAGCAUGCCGUCCUCCGUCGACAGCUUGGAGACCUUCAACGGUGACAUGACGCGGAGGACCGAGAAAGAGAUUCUGCAGGCUCUGAACGAUCGGUUUGCAGGCUACAUUGACAAGGUGCGGAGCUUGGAGAUGCACAACCGCAACCUGGAGGCUGAAGCGACAGCACUGCGGCAAAGCCAGGCCGGGCGCACCGUGGUUGGAGAGCACUACGAGCGUGAGCUGUGUGACCUGAGGGGUCUUCUGCAGCAGCUGACAGGUGAGAAGGCUCGCGCGGCUCUGGAGCACGAGCACUUAGAGGAGGACAUCCAGCACCUACGAGACAGGCUGGAAGACGAGGCGCGGAACCGGGAAGAGUUGCAAGCUGCCGCUCGCGCCAUGAAGAAGUAUGUUGAAGAGUGCCGGCUAGCGCGGCAGGAGCUGGACAAGAAGCUCCGUGCCCUGGAGGAUGAGGCAGCUUUUCUAAGGAAGAACCACGAGGAAGAAGUGGCGGAGCUCCUAGCACAGAUUCAGGGCGCGCAGGUGAGCUUUGAUAUGCCAGAGCCACUCAAAGCGGACGUAACCAGCGCGCUGCGAGAAAUCCGCUCGCAGCUGGACAGUCACGCAUUCAAGAGCGCGACGCACGCUGAAGAAUGGUUCAAAGUGCGUGUAGAUCGUCUGUCAGAAGCUGCCAGGUCUAACCAGGAUGCAAUUCGUGGGACACAAGAAGAGAUUGCAGAAUACCGCCGUCAGUUGCAGAGCCGCACCAUUGAGCUGGAGACUCUCCGAGGAACCAAGGAGUCACUGGAGAGGCAGCGUAUAGAGAGUGAAGACAGACAUCACGAUGACCUCAACUCACUACAGGAGACCAUCAAUCAGCUGGACAGUGAGCUGAAAACCACCAAAUGGGAGAUGGCCAGCCAACUGAAAGACUAUCAGGACCUGCUGAAUGUGAAGAUGGCUCUGGAUAUUGAGAUUGCUGCUUAUAGGAAACUACUGGAGGGAGAGGAGAAACGUUAUGUGUCAGGAGGUGGUCCAUACCCCUACCUGGAAGGCAGAAUCACUGCCCACUUAAAAGUGAAAGGUGAGGAGAUCUCAGACACUGUCAUUGUGGAGGAACAGACAGAUGAGACCCAGGUGACAGAGGUGACAGAAGAGGCAGAUGAGGAGGAAGAGGAGGAUAAGAAAGAAGAAGCAGGAGAGGAAGAAAAGGAAACCAAAGAAGAGGAGGAAGAAGGCAAAGAAGAGCAAGAGAAGGAGGAGGAAGGAGAGGAGAAGGGAGAGGAAGCGGAGGCAGGUGAGGAAGAAAAGUCUAAAUCUCCAGAAAAGGCCUUAUCUCCUCCUUCAAGUUCCCCUCAGUCCAAGUCCCCUCAACCUAAAUCUCCUGUUGUCAAAUCACCUGAGUCCAAAUCUCCACAAAAAUCACCAGAAUCUAAAUCACCAGCAGCCAAAUCCCCAAUGCCAAAAUCACCUGCAGUCAAGUCCCCUGCAGGAGAUGAGUCAAAGUCACCCGUGUCAAAAUCUCCACCCAGCAAAUCUCCUGAAUCUAAAUCCCCUCCUCCCAAGACCCCUGAACCAAAGUCUCCAGAGAAAGAGAAGGCCAAGCCAGCCACUGCCAAAGACACCCCUAAAGAGGAGAAGAAAGAGGAGAAGCCUCAGCCUGUGAAGGAGGAGGAGAAGGAGAAAGAGCAGCCCGUGAAGGAGGAGAAGAAGGAGAAAGAGCAGCCUGUGAAGGAGGAGAAGAAGGAGAAAGAGCAGCUUGUGAAGGAGGAGAAGAAGGAGAAAGAGCAGCCUGUGAAGGAGGAGAAGAAGGAGAAAGAGCAGGAGCCCAAAGAGAAAGAGCCAGAGAGCAAAGCAAAGAAGGCGGACACACCUGAUACAAAGACGGAGAGCAAAGCAGAUGAAGUGCCAAAGAAGGAUGACACUUUGAAACCUGCUGCUCCCAGCACGCCCUCAGAGGACAAACCUGCUCCUAAGACUGAGCCUAAAAAGGAAGAGAAGCCCUCUGUUCCUAAAUCAGAGAAAGCUGAGUCCGAGGCAAAGCCCACCCAAAAAACAGAGCCUGAGAAAUCAGAGGGAAAGAAGGAGGAGAAGAAGCCCGAGGAAAAGCCUGCACCUAAAGAUGAGCCUGAAAAAACAGAGAAGAAAGAGGAGAAGAAGCCAGAGAAAAAGGAAACUAGUAAAGAAGAGAGCAAGGAGGUGAAGGGUGGAGAGAAAGCAGAGAAAUCUUCUGGCACCAAUUCAAAGGAGAGCAAGGAGGAGAAGGCCAAGAAGUAGGACUGAAAAAGUGUGUUUCAGGGUGUGAGGAGGGGAAGAGGAGGUAGAGAGGUCAGAGAACCAUAUGUGAGGGAAGGGAGAGCAGGGCAGACAGGCUGGAUGCAUCCAGCUGUUCAGGUAGGCACAUUAGUGUCCAAAACAAAACAGGUAAAGGUAAGCAAUAGUGAUUUCUGUAGCAAAUAACCCCCCUGCUCCCUAAGUAUGGCCAUUACACACUCCUGAAGCUUAUGAUGUACUGUAUGACUGUAGUGAAUGCAGAAUGCUCUAAACUUUAUUUUAUUGUGACGACUGCCCUUAAUAACAAGUGCAUUUAAAUCGAAUCCCACUGAUAGGGAAUGCAGGGCCCUGAUGUACAAGCCUUCAUUGGCAGAGAUGUCAAAGCAAUGUCAAGCUAAAGAUUGUGACAGAUACUGAGCCUAAAAAUCUAUAUUUAAAAAGGUACAAAUGUCUAGAUUAUAUUUACAGAUACAUCAGUAAGAAAGACUUGAAUUUUGCUUGUUGUGCACCUUAAUGCAGCUUUCUCCUGAUGGGUGAACUGAAGUGUCUUACUCUUCUGGUCUGCAACGUUAGGACAAUGAUGACUGUGCUAUGUAAAAACUGCUGAGAAUAUGCAAUAUGAAACAGAUGAAUAAAGAAUGAAAAACC
This is a messenger RNA of Monopterus albus (swamp eel), 3044 nucleotides long. RefSeq names its product neurofilament medium polypeptide. Gene Ontology annotation, cellular component: axon; neurofilament. The transcript has 4 exons. The record is from RefSeq and is a predicted model, not a curated record. Gene Ontology annotation, molecular function: structural constituent of postsynaptic intermediate filament cytoskeleton. Bases 36 to 2399 code for a protein of 787 amino acids. Gene Ontology annotation, biological process: axon development; intermediate filament bundle assembly. Lineage: Eukaryota; Metazoa; Chordata; Actinopteri; Synbranchiformes; Synbranchidae.